UUGUUGAAGGGAGUGAACGGGAAUUUCAUGGCUUGGAGGGAAAACAACUCGUGCAGUCUUUCUUGGCGAGAAUAAUCCCAAACGCAAGUGGAAAUAUAUUGAUACAAUUAGUUCAAAGGUGCAGGGGUUUUCAGAAAGUUGCCCAGAAGUUUGGGGAUCAGUUUUCCUGCUGCAGUUUGAACGGUUCCUGAACUCAGUGGGAAAGGGCCACACACCUUUCUCUCGUGUCUGGUUCAGCUCUUCCGGCAGAUUUUUUUUUUAAGAAGGCACAUUGACCAGGCUUUUGCAGUUGCGCCUUGUUGCUGUUACUGCAGAGCGGGGCUGCACCGCGGGGAACCAGCAACAUCUCCUGAGAAUAACGCCCUUAUUAUCGUCAAACACCCCAGGGGCUUCACAGGAGUGUCACAACCAACCAACCAAACACCAACAGUUGGCCAAAGGAGAUAGUAGGACAACUGAGAGCCAAACACUUGGUCAACGAGGAGGAUGAGAAGUUCACGAUUAGGAAUUUGCAGAUCUUUAUGAUGAGAUGCCAAAUUUCUGAUGCCAAUCUGCUUUAAUUUUGACUCUUCUGUCACAUCCUCCAAAACAGCUGGGCAAACAAAAUGUCUCAAAGGUAUUCAGACAGUAACCUGGAAGAAAAAUCACAGGUCUUGGUGUUGGAGCAGCCAUUUAGGUCUGACUUCCAGAUCAACUCUGACUCGGACAGGUUGGUGACUGAGGGUGGUAAGCCUUCAAUGCUGGGAGUAGACAACUUGGCACUGGGCAGUGCCAAUUCCAUGCCAUCGCUCUCAGACAUACCAAAGGUGGUUCUGAGCACAGACAGUCCAGCUGCACUGAAGAAGGGGCACCAGCAGAUUAUCCCCAGCAAACUGGCCGUGACGACCAAGACUAAAAUGCGGCCUCAGAGCAGUGGGCCGUCCGGCAGGCGGGAUAGCGGCAGGAGGGAAGUGCGGAGUAUGCCGCCGACUGACUUGUGGUAUGAGGACGGGAGUAAUACAGGGAGCUCGAGCGGGACUCUGCAACGUAAUCGCCGCAACAUGUCAUACAAGGUGGCAACAGACAGCUUGUCCGAUUACUCUGAGGGGCAGAAGCUGUUAUCUCCUCCCACGCUGUCACCUGUAGUGGAGACGGCGACGGUGCAACCAGCUCGAAGUCCAGGCAGGACCAAGCGGACAUUAGGAAGAAAGAAAGGACCCAGAAAUCGAAGUUCCUUUAAGGAUGAUCCCAGGCUAUACCAGGAGGUACGGGAGAGGGGCCUGGACAGUGUUCCAGAGUCAGACGAUGAUUUACUGGAUGACACCAGGCACUUGGAAUCUACAGAACCGGACGACAAGAUUGUGGUUCAGAAUUACCGACCGGCACAGAUGACAUGGAGCCAGUUACCACAGGUUCUAGAGCAAGGGAUUCUGGAGACACUGUCGGCUGAGGAACGCAAGAGGCAAGAGGCCAUCUUUGAGAUCAUUGUGUCCGAGCACUCCUACCAGCACAGUCUGACAGUCCUAAUAGACAUGUUCAAGAACUCCAAGGAACUACAGAUGACCAUGACCAGCACUGAGCACCAUCAUCUCUUCUCCAACAUUUGUGACGUUCAAGAGGCCAGUAAGAGAUUUUUUGAAGACCUUGACAUGAGGCUCCAGCAGAACCCACUUAUCCAAGAUAUCAGUGACAUUGUGGAGCACCAUGCAUCAAACUGUUUUGGUGCCUACAUCAUCUACUGCUCAAAUGAAAUCUACCAGCAACGAACGCUCGAGAGGCUACUCAAUUCCAACACACAUUUCAAAGAAACACUGAAGCAGAUUCAAACUAAUUCAAGGUGUGGAGGCCUACCCAUCAUCUCCUUCCUGAUUCUACCUAUGCAGAGGGUGACUAGACUCCCACUCCUCAUGGAUACUAUUUGUCAAAAGACCAAUCGUUAUCAAGUGGAGUAUGAUGUAGCCACCAGGGCAUUGAAAGCCAUCAGUAAGGCCUUCCCCCUCAUCUCCACCUCACGAUGGCUACAGAAAAGUGGGGAGCUGACUGUCUUUGUGGAAGAAUCUGGAAUCUUGCGCAAAGUGUUUGGGAAGCAAAGUUGUUUCCUCUUCCUUUUCAAUGAUGUGUUGAUCGUUACCCGGAAACGAAGUGAGGAGAGUUACACGGUACAGGACUACGCCAUGUUGGACCAGGUGGAGGUGGAAGCGCUGGAGAGCAACGAGUCUCCCCACUCUCCCCCAGGCAAGGCCGUGAGUGGUGGAACCCUCCCUCGCACCAACUCCAAUGCUAGCCUCUUCAAAAUAAACAUGAAGAAGAGCAGCGCUGGUGAAAUGGAGGAAAUUGUGUUAGCUACAGACUCCGAGAGCGACCGAGCUCGCUGGAUCCACGCCCUCCAGGAGAACCAUGACGACCUCGUCAAUAAAGAAGGCCUCCCACAGGUGGAGAUUACCAAGGCCUAUUUGGCCAAACAGCCAGAUGAGCUGACACUCCAGCAGGCUGAUGUGAUCGUGGUCCUCCAAAAGGUUGAUGGCUGGUACCGGGGAGAGAGGAUACGUGACUGGGAGAUGGGCUGGUUUCCUGAGUCCUGCGCCAAGGAAAUAACCAAUCGCGUCGCGGUGCGACGAAACGUCCAGCGAAUGGAGAGAUUGCGGAUUGAAACUGACGUCUAGUUCUGGCGUCAGAGCCAAAGCUCCGUUUGUUCUGGUGUGACGGAGCCUGGAUUUUAACAAAACUGCCAAGGCUGUUGUGACAAACUUGGCAACCAACUUUUCCCAUUAGUCAUUGCCAUCAGACUGUGUAAUUGUAGCACUGGGGCUGAAUGACCCAUCAAAAAUGAUCAAUGGAUUAAAUAUGUUAGUCAGGGGUGGUUAAGGAAUAUAUUUUUCAAAAGGAGUUUGACUCUGAUUGCAAAUGAUUGGUAACCCAGUCACCAGCCUCUUUGAUUACGCCCUGUGUGCGCAGCAAGGUACUUUUUAAAGCAGAAUUUGAAAUGCUAUAUAUUUUUAAACUCAGGAUCCAUGUGACUAUGGACGUAGAGAUUGGGGGGCGUGGAGGGGAGUGGAGUGACAGGGGAGGGUGAUUGUAGUUAAAAACCUACCAUUCCUGAUUUUUUUUUUCCAUGAGUUCAAUACCUAAUCCAGGAGUGAAAUUCCAGCAUUACCAAAGCAGAUCCUAAUUCAGCAUCUGAAAUGGAAGGUUUUAAGAACUUUUGUUUGCUUUGCUGCAGAUUGGUGUCUAUCAGUAACCGAUGCGAGGUAUUGCAAGAGAUCUGUUCCAGCAGACAAACCUAUUGAUCAGUUACUCCAGUUAAACAAAGCUCUUGUUCCAUGUUGAACACCUUUAAAGUUAGAAACCAAAAUAAAGCUGUUCCCUGCCCACACCUUCCACAAUGAUAGGGAGGCUGUGUAUGACUCGGAGCAACUCUAAAAGCAAGCGUAGUUCAUUACCCUCAGCUUGUUCACUGAGGAUGGUAUUGACUGAUCAUAUGGGCUCUGUCACCGAGAUUCUUAAUCAAAUUUCUCUUGUGAAUACCAUGCAUACAAUUGGUCACAAUUCCCUUCUCCGACUCCUUGCGUUCUAUCCAUCUUCUGUUAAGGAUAGCUGGUUUUGGAAGGCUUAACUUCUGAAGCCACACAGUGAAACCUCAAAUCCUAAUGCUGAUCAUUGAAACCAGGCUGGUGUCCAUGGGCACUGGAGUGCUGCGCACACACACACACCUCCAAGGAGGACGAGCAGGGUGUGGACAAUGGAGACAAAGCAGGAAGUGGUUAAACAGAGGAAUACAUUAUCGAGCAGAUGGCUUAUACCACUAAUUUGUUACAUUCCUGCUCCUGACUGGCCCAUCUCGACAGUCCUGGUGAGGAAGAUGUCUUUAAUUUGAACCUGCUUGAUUUUAGGAUAUCUGUACAAGAGUGCCAAAAAUAAACAUUCGCCUUGCUCCCAUCCUCGAUAACCUUGAACUGCUUGCUUUACUUUGCAGUUUGGUGAGAAAUGACUGCUUUAUAAAGGCCCUCCCUGAGAGCCUUCCCCUACCAUGAACUGACCUUGUGAUGCGUUGCCUACAGUUCCCUGUGGGGCUCGACCUGGUGAGUGUCGUUCCUCUCCUAUUCCAAGCAUGGGCAUUUUGUGGACUUUUAUUUUUGCCAAAGAUUCUGAGAUUCUGAUGGUCAGGCUCAGGAAGGAAAUCCAUCCACAAUUGCCCAAUCCCCAGCCACCAAUGUGUUCUGAGCUGAGUAGGAGACUUCCAGGUUCAAUACCCAUCCCAGGCUAAAACGUUCUUGGUUUGGUGGUGUAGAAUAAUGUUGUAGAGACACAAUCAAUGAUGCUUGUUUUGGAAGGAGGGAGAUCUCUUCCCAUCGCCAACACUCUGUUAACAUUGUCUGCAGUGAUUUAGUGCCACCCUCUGCCAUUGCCAGCUCAUUUUCCUUCCCCCUCACCAUCAAUGGGAAACCUAACAGAACAUGCAUGCAUUGGCGAGCUGAUUUGCUGACUCCUGCUUCACAUUGCUGCCAAGAUACGUUUUACUUAAGAUAACAGGGAGAGGGGUUUCAAGUAAAGGAAGAUUCCUUAAUUUUGAGGAGGAUUUUAAAUGUCACCCAGUAAAUCUUAACAAAACUGACCAGCAAAGGGCAACAAUGUAGAGGUGGGCUCAGGGUUAAAGAAACCACCAUGAUUUUGCUUUUGCUGCUGAACUCCCCUUUGUUGAGAUGAUCAAUUCAUUGAUCAUCGUCUGCCAUUUGAUAGUCACACUGGAACUUGCCAAAUGUUUAUUAAUUAAAUGAUGCAUAUUCCUGAGAUGGGCAGUUUUUAUGAAUGUACAAAUAAAUAUUUCUUACAAUUUA
This is a messenger RNA of Chiloscyllium plagiosum (whitespotted bambooshark), 4814 nucleotides long. Lineage: Eukaryota; Metazoa; Chordata; Chondrichthyes; Orectolobiformes; Hemiscylliidae. The record is from RefSeq and is a predicted model, not a curated record.